Messenger RNA from Solea solea (common sole), 3780 nucleotides. Its product is annotated as SPRY domain-containing SOCS box protein 4-like. Gene Ontology annotation, molecular function: protein binding. Gene Ontology annotation, cellular component: SCF ubiquitin ligase complex. The record is from RefSeq and is a predicted model, not a curated record. Gene Ontology annotation, biological process: proteasome-mediated ubiquitin-dependent protein catabolic process. The coding region runs from base 483 to 1343 and encodes 286 amino acids. Lineage: Eukaryota; Metazoa; Chordata; Actinopteri; Pleuronectiformes; Soleidae. The transcript is spliced from 3 exons.
GCUCCAGGGAGGGAAAAGAGGGAGGGAACAAGGGUGGAGGAGGGAGAGGUGGGCAGCCUUCUGAGGAAAGGGGGAGUCUCUCUUUCAGUCUCGGUCAGACUGAUGGUCUUCUCUUCCUCCGGUCUGCUCUGGCUCUCUUGCUGCCGGCGGCUGGCUCUGGGAGUUUGAUUGUGUUGUCUGGAUUUGAUCAUGGACUCGGGCUGAACAGCUUCACGUAUCGGGACAUGAGAGGAGUCACUGGAGAUUCACUGAGCAGCUCCCACUCUGACUUCCUGAAGACAUAUGUGGCAUGAAACCAGAUCAUACACAUCUUCAUUCAUCACCUCCUCCUCCUUCAUCUCCCUCCACCAUCACCAGUUAGGAACUCUCUCACAGCUCCACCGCAUUGAUGAGGUAACAUCAAGCUCCACACAGCACAGCACCCACCUGCUCAAGCACCGCCCCCCCUCCCCCUUCCUUCUGCCAACCCUUUCACUACAGCUAUGGGUCAGAAGAUAUCUGGUGGGAUAAAAUCGGUAGACAGUCGCGGGGAAAGUGGUGGUUCCCCGUCUUAUCGGCCCUUGGCUCAUCGCCGGCAGCACCCGGCGCUAAGAGGCCCAGAUUUCUCCAAACCUCCCAGGCUGGAUCUCCUGCUGGACAUGCCAUGCGCUGGACCAGAGACCCAGCACCGCCACGCGUGGAACCCUGAUGACCGCUCGCUCAACAUUUUCAUCAAAGACGAAGAUAAAUUGACAUUUCACCGGCACCCGGUCGCUCAGAGCACAGACUGCAUUCGGGGGCAUGUCGGAUACACAAGAGGUCUUCACGUGUGGAAGAUCCACUGGCCCUCUCGGCAGCGAGGCACCCAUGCAAUAGUUGGAGUUGCAACAUCAGAAGCUCCUUUACACUCCGUUGGGUACACGGCGUUGGUGGGGUCAGACUGUGAGUCCUGGGGCUGGGAUCUGGGACGCAACCGGCUCUAUCAUGACAGUAAGAACCGGGCUCACAGCUCACUUCCAUCUUACCCAUGUUUUCUCGAGCCAGAGGAGUCGUUCACACCGCCGGACUCCCUGCUCGUGAUUCUGGAUAUGGAUGAAGGAACCCUGAGCUUCAUGGUAGAUGGACAGUAUCUAGGAGUGGCGUUUCGAGGGCUGAAGGGCAAGAAGUUGUAUCCCAUUGUCAGCGCCGUGUGGGGACAUUGUGAGAUAUCCAUGAAGUACAUCAACGGCUUGGAUCCCGAGCCUCUUCCUCUGAUGGACCUGUGUCGGCGUGCAGCUCGCCUGGCAUUGGGCCGCGAGCGGCUUCAGGAGAUUGAGAGCCUCCCUCUUCCUCAGUCCCUCAAAAAUUACCUCCAGUACCAGUGACUGACACAUACAGAGCAACCCGGGAGAACAAUGACACAAACCAGACCACCAGAAAGUCUGAGGAUGGGUGGAUGAAACAAAAUCAUUAAAAAGAUGCAAACAUGGAUGAUGGAUGGAAGCAUGUCCACGUCAAGAGUGUCAGAGCUCUAUUAAAGAUGAAUUUAUACAAGGCUAGAAAGAAGGAUGGUGGAUGAACUGACGGUGGGGGAGGUCCAGGCUGUCACACAAAAAGGUCAGGGGCAGCACCAGCUUCUUUUGAAUUUUGAGCUGCUCUUUUAUUAGUUUUUAGACUUUAACUAAAUUAUUGAUGAUGGUAUACCAUCAGUGUGUCACUCAACCGGGGAGAAAGCCCGUCCUCUGGUGGCACAGUGCAGUGAAGAGGAGAGACGGUGGUGAGACGAACACCACCACCACCUAGUGAGGAAAGUAAACAACUGCGACAAGAAGGCAGACUAAUCCUAAACACGGCGGCCUUUCUGACGUACAGUCAGUGACAAUAUCUUUGAGGUUGAUACCACAGUGUGUGUGUAUCCACAGUCUCCACUGGCACAGAUGACAGGUUGCAGAGCUCACACAUCCAAGAGGAUUUAAGCACUAAUGUCAUUUUAUGUGACAACUCGGGGCCUGGCCACAAGCUCCCCGCCGCACACAGAGUGGAUCAAAGCAUGGCUGCAGGUGGAAUACAGAGUUUAACACAAGAGCCUUACCUCCUGCCUCAUGCAGAUAUUUGGUGAUAAUUAGCCCUUUUCAGAGGCAUGUCUUAAAUUAGGUAAAUUAGGAAUGAGCAGUGGAGUUGGUAAACAGUUAAAGAAAGAACAAGUGUUUUACUGAUUUAAAAAUAGAAAAUAAAUUGUAAAUGUUACACCUCAUUAAUGAGCCAAUCACAUGACAGCAAGUCAGUGCAUUAAGGGACAUGGUCAAGUUCACACUGAGCUUCAGAAUGGAGAAGAAAGGUGGUUUAAGUGACUUUAAACACAGUAGGUUUGUAGGUGCUGGAUGAGCAUUUCAGAAACUGCUGAUCAGCCGUUAUCUCCAUGCACAACCAUCGCUAAUGUUUAUAGAGAAAGUAGAGAAAAUAGUGAUCAUCGGUCAGAAGAGAAUGACCAGAUUGGUUCCAAAUGGUAGUAAUUCAACACCUGAUUAGCUGAACCUAACCUAAAAAAUAGUGAGUUCAUGUGUUUCCAUCACUUCCCUAGAUGACCUCUUCUUGCUUUAACUGAUGUCAGAAGAAAAAGAAAAACACCAAAUACUGAUUUGUCAGACAUUGUCUGUUACAGUGCAAACUUCUUUAAUGUGCAGACUUUGUGCUGCUGCUUCCUUUUCGUUAAUGUGACAAUAGUAAAUUAAGACUUGCACUGUGUGGGGAGUGUUGCUGCACCUGCACAUGCAGUUUAUUACCCGUGUGUCUGAAAUGGGCUUUAUCACUGAAACACAUAUGAGAUAAAAACUGCUCGUUGUUUUAAAGAGGUGUUAAGUUGCACUGAGAAACAUUCCUCACUAGACACUAAAUCACAUUUGAUGAUGUCAAUCAUGACCAAAGUGUUUCAUACAAAGCCAUGAAGUGUACACUUGUGUGUGUGUAGGGGCUGUAGGUCUUGGUGUGCCGCAGUAUUACGACAGUGUUACAACAGUGCUACGACAGUGCUAACGCGCUGUUGACAGUCAAAGGAGCGUCGCCUGCUGAUGUUUGUAGCCGCCUACUGUAGCUCACCGGUACAAGACAGUAUCCGUCUGCUCGCCGCACAACUGUCUUAAUGACCAUAAACAAAACAAACAAACAAACAAAUAAAUGGGACCUGGGCAGAUCUAGAAUCACUGCAUCUAUGUUAAAGGCCUUAAACAGGACAUAGGAACAUCACUGGUAUUGCAGUGUGUUUUUGGCUCAAAUUUAAAAUGCAGAUGAACAGCGCACAAACACACACAGGAAGCGCACACACACACCCACAGAGAUUUUCUUUCCUUAAAAAAAGGCUUGAGUCACUUUUUUUUUACUUCUGAGUUUGUAUCCUACAUUAUUCUUAUUAAUUAUUCUUAUUGACAUUUUGAGUGUGGAGUCUGAUUCUGAUGGUGAUGAUGUUUAUUUUAUCACAAGCUAAUUUAAUGUUUUUUUUGUUUUUUAAACUGAUGAGUGAUGGUUACAUUCAGGUAAAUGUACUGCAAAGAUGCUGGUGAUGAAGGGAGAGAGAAAUCUGAACUAGGUGAUUCAAUGCUGCUUUUAUUAUUAUUAUUGUUAUUGUUAUUAUUAUAUUAUUAUUAUUAUUACUAUAAUAAUUCUUAUUGUUAUAUUUGGGAGGGUGGUGGUCUCACCUCUGCUUCCAUCGGUUAGGAUGGAGAGAAAAAGGACCAAUUCAGAAAAGUUGUCGAAUGUAUGGACAGUGCAGUUGAGAUGUCAACAGAUAAGAAAUGUGAAUAAAAAGCCAAGUGAAUUUGAAAAAAA